ACCCCCCCCCAGACCCCCACAGACCCCCACAGAUACCCCCCCAAAUACCCCUUCCCGCCCAAACCCCCCUCGUCACCACCACAAACACAAUCAGGGACCUUGCAAACGGCAGCAGGAGCCAUCGAUACCCCCUCGGCGCGAGACAAAGCGACGAGAGCCCCCUUCUCUGAGGCGGACCUUGGGGGCUUCAGGGACCCUGAAGAGGAACCCCCGAAAUGAGGGGGCUGUACCCCAGGAUGCUGCUGCUACCCCUGCUGCUGCUGCUGCUGCUGGGCGCGGUGAAAGCGGAGUCUCAGGAUGAGGAUGAGGAGGGCGCGUGCGUGCCCGGGUUCUCGCGGCGCACAAACCUCCGCCCGGGCACCCACACUCUGCGGCCCGGCCAGCUGGUGCUCAAAGUGCCGUUUGAGAGCUGCGGCGAGGCCGUGGAGCUGAGCACCAGCGACCGGCGCUUCACGCUGGAGGCCGACGGCAGCCUGCGCGCCGCACGGACCCUGCGCCUGUCCCGCCGGCCCCUGCACCUCACGGUGAGGGCCCGCGCCGUCGGCAGCGGCCGCACCUGGGAGAGCGCCGUCAAGCUGGUGCCGGGCAAGGCCAAGCGCCGUUCCAAGAACAAGGGAAAGCACGGGGGCACGCCCAAGCAGGAGAUGGAGGAGAUGGAGCGCGAGGAGCACGAGGAGGAGCACGAGGCGGUGGGCGUCGGCGCUGCGGGGGAAGAGGAGGCGGCGGCGCACGAAGACGACGGCAGCGUGCUCAUGUUCCACCAGCUGCGGCGCGGCAAGCAGCACCGGCAGAAGCGCGGCUGGGUCAUCCCGGCGAUCAACGUCCCCGAGAACGACCGCGGGCCAUUCCCCAAGCAGCUGGUGCAGAUAAAGUCGGACACGCACGGGGAAAUCCGCUACAGCAUCGUGGGGCCCGGCGCCGACCAGAACCCCAUGGGGGUGUUCAUCGUGGACCCCGUGACCGGGCGCCUCUCUGUCGCCAAGACCCUGGACCGUGAGCUCAUCGCAGAGUAUCUGCUGAAGGGCCACGCGGUGGACAUGAACGGGCGUCCGGUGGAGAGCCCCGUGGACCUCGUCAUCAACGUCAUCGAUAUGAACGACAACCGGCCCGAGUUCGCCACGCCCGUUUUCCAGGGCUCCGUGGCUGAGGGCUCCCCACCAGGCACGCCGGUGAUGACGGUCACGGCGAGUGACAAGGACGACGCCUUAUCGGCCAACGGCAUGAUCCGCUACAAGAUCAUGUCGCAGGUUCCCAAGAUGCCCUUCGACCACAUGUUCACCAUCAACAACGCCACGGGCGUCAUCAGCACCAUCGCCGCCGGGCUGGACCGCGAGAGGACGCCGCAGUACAUGCUGGUGGUGCAGGCCUCGGACAUGGAGGGUGACCCGGACAUCGGCCUCAGGAACACGGCCACCGCCAUCGUCACCAUCACCGACAAGAACGACAACGCCCCCGAGUUUACGAGCAGAACCUUCAGCGGCACAGCGCGCGAGAACGCGGUGAACGUGACGGUGACGACGCUGACGGUGACGGACACGGACGAGCCCGGCACGCCGGCGUGGCGCACCCGCUAUGUCAUCCGCGGCGGGGACCCCGGCAAGAACUUCGCCGUGGAGACCGACCCCCGCACCAACGACGGCAGGCUCUACGUCGUCAAGCCCUUGGACUUUGAGAACUCGUCGAAGUACAACCUCGUCAUCGCCGCGGAGAACGAGGUGCCGCUUGAGAGCGCGCAGUUCGGACCGGCGAGCACCGCGACCGUCACCGUGACGGUGGAAGACGAGAACGAGGGGCCGGUGUUCGAGCCGCUGCGGCGCGAGGUGAAGCUCGCCGAGGGCCUCCCCGUGGGCCACCACGUGACCAACAUGGUGGCACGUGACCCCGACACCGCGCAGAGGCAGACCGUGCGCUACAAGAAGCUUUCUGUGCCGGGCGACUGGCUGGACAUCGACCCUGUGAGCGGCAAGGUGACCACGGCCGUGGUGCUUGACCGCGAGGCGGCCCUGGUGCGGGCCAACACCUACACGGCCACCUUCCUGGCCACGGAUGAUGGCAGCCCCGUGGCGAGCGGCACGGGAACGCUGGUGCUGCUGCUGUCGGACGUCAACGACAACGCCCCCAUCGUGUGGCCCGACGAGGCCAUGGUGUGCGACGUGCGGGGCAGCGUCGUCAACGUCACCGCCAGGGACGCCGACGAGGACUUCAACGGCAGUCCCUUCAGCUUCCAGCUACCGCCCGGCAACCCCGACCCCAACAACAACUGGACCAUCCACCGGGUCGACGGCAGCAGCUCCCAGCUGCGCAUGAAGGUGGCGCUGCCGGAGGGCCUGUACUUCGUGCCGCUGCUCAUCUCGGACUCGGGCAACCCGGCGAUGAGCGCCGUGUCGGAGCUCGAGGUGAAGGUGUGCGCCUGCGACCAGCACGGCGACUGCGUCAAACGCGGCGCCAUCGCCGCCGCCGGCCUCGGCACCGGCGCCAUUGUGGCCAUCCUCCUCUGCCUGCUGCUGCUUCUCAUCCUGGUGCUGCUCUUCGUCGUGUACAAGAAGCGCCGCGACAAGGACCGCGUCGCCAAGCAGCUGCUCAUCGACCCCGAGGACGACGUGCGCGACAACAUCCUCAAGUACGACGAGGAAGGCGGGGGGGAGGAGGACCAGGACUACGACCCGUCGCAGCUGCAGCACGUGAGCGAGCUGCUGCCGCUGGAGGCGCCGUACGGCAAGGGCCCCGGCGUGCGCCGCCUGGACGAGCGGCCCUCGGUGGCCGAGCCGUGCUACCCGUCCCGCUCGGGGGCGCCGCACCCCAGCGACAUCGGCGACUUCAUCAACGAGGGCCUGCGCACGGCCGACAACGACGCGACGGCGCCGCCGUACGACUCGCUGCUCGUGUUCGACUACGAGGGCGCCGGCUCGGUGGCCGGCUCGCUCAGCUCGCUCAACUCGUCCAGCUCGGGGGAGGGCGGCGGCGACCACGACUACGACUAUCUCAACUCGUGGGGGCCGCGCUUCCGCAAGCUCGCCGACAUGUACGGCGGCGGCUAUGACGACUGAGACCCCCCCCUCACCCCCACACACCCUGCCCGCCCCCACCACCACCUCCUCUCAACCCCACGUCAUUAUCCCCCCCGCGCACCUCCACUCACUCCCCCUCCCACACCCCAGCGCCCACCCAGCUACCCUCUCCAGCCUUCGAGACAAACCAACACAACGCCCCCUGACCGGCCGCCCACCGCAUCGCACCGGCUGGACCGCCGAUCCGCCAGCCCGCCCGCCAGCCCGCCCGCCUGUCCGCUGACGGCAAUUUUGAUUUUGGAGGCCACUACUUUUUUCUUCUUUUGGUGGGGGGCGGGGGGGGUAUAACCCGAGUGGAGGACGAGGCGACGGUACGUGUAACAACUUCGUGGUACGAGGGACGAGGCGACGGUACGUGUAACGACUUCGUGGUACGAGGGCGACGUCGCGGUGGUCUUUCCCCCCCCCCCCCCGCGGGUGCCCGGUUUUGGGGAAAUCUGCGUCAGUUCACGACGUCUUGGGGGGGGUGGAGAGAGUGGGCGCGCUUGCGGCGACGCGAUUCCAGAUCUCCAGGUACGGAUGAAGCCGAUCCUGCGUCGGGUUCACGGUGUGUUCAGAAAUUCGUGGACAGCUUUUUCGAAAGUCCGCGUCGCGACCCUGGACGACGCGAGGUUCCUUAUCGACGAAUUGGCGACGCCGAACGUUGGUUUGAGACUAAACCGGCUCGCCCGCCCACCCCGCGAGUUGUACCGCAAGAACCACGGUCGCCGGUUAAAGAGGGUGAGCGGGGCCGGGUGAGCGGGAGGGGGGUGAGCAGGGGGGUGGGGGGUGAGCGAUUUUAAGCGAGCGCCGUCGGUAACACACUCCAGUUGGUACGUCGGAGCGACUCCCCCAAGCGACGGCGGUGCCCGUGGGUUCCCAGGUGGCCCCCACCCCCCCAACUCUAAUCGUAGUCAAGUCCCCCCCCGCACUCCACAACUCCAGCCUCAUCAACCAUCGUCGGCCGAGACGAUGACAUCCCAAAUCCCCCCCCCCGCCGCCCCUGCCGCCAACUCGCUCCCCUCUUGACCUCUUCCACCCCCCUUACCCCACCCCCCUCCCCUCUUGACCUCCCCUGCCAGUGUCGUGGUCGACUCUGGUCACCACAAGCGGUGGAUCGAAAAUGAGUUAGGAUUUUUUUUUAUUGGGCCGUACCAAGUCCCACCCAUAAAAGGGGGGUGUUGGGUCGGGAAAGGGUUAGGGUCGUGCCACUUUUGAGAGAGAUGGAAUCCGGCUGUACCAACCAAUCACUUCACCCAGGGAGGGGGGAGGAGGGAGGGGGGGGAUUGGCUCAACCGUGAGUGGUUGCCAGCAGGGGGUGAUGUGCAAGUUGCACUACGCCACCCCCUGCGUUUUGAAUGGUACGACCAAUCACUUUUAGGCGGUCGGGAGGGGUGGGGUCGCGAGCAAUGCGGCCCCCCCCGCCCCGUUUUCCGCGCUGUGGAAAUGUAAGCUUUAUAAUAAAUUGGCGUUAAUUAAAUACACUUAAGAAAAAUAAGGUGUGAGAGAGCGAGAGAGUGAGAGAAAAUAUAAAAAAAUGUUCAAAAAAAAACAAUGUUGAUUUGAGCUUGGCUUCGGUAGCUGUUAACUCGACAAGUACAAAUUAAUUUAAGUGCCUUUUUGGGUUCAGCAUUGAGCGCCGGCGCAGCACAGCAACCGUGCCAGGCGGCAUCGGGGGGGGGGGGGACAGCUGACCGUGGCAGCAACCGCGCCCCACGGAGACGGAACCGCGUGAGGUUACAGAACCAGGCAGCACCGCACGGUGACGUGGCCGCCACGGUGACGUAACCACGGCGACGUCAAACCGUUGGUGAUGGAGCCGCGCGUGGCGACGUAACCACGGUGACGGGAGCCACGCGCCGACACCGAUUGGACCGUGGGUGCUAGAGCCCUCGCAUCGUAAUGGAACCACACUUGGUGACGGAACCGCGCUCGCGGUUACAGAACCACCACCACCACCACCCCCUCCUAUCGAGACUCGCAGAGCGACAAACGGGCGUCAUGCGCAGCGCACGAUUGAGUGGGUACGUGAGAGCGAGUGGGUGAGUGCGUGCGAGUGAGUGCGUGCGUGCGAACGAGUGAGCCGUGUGAGAACCUUAGGUGUGGGUGUGCGUGUAUUUGCGGGGAGUGGGAGCUCUACGAACCCUGCAAAGACCCGACUUUGGAUUUUCCGCUCACGGGCCAACACCAGCGGAGGAUAUCUGCACCGGUACUGGAACUCCCCUAGGUCGACUCGGCCUCACGAGUAACCGCUGCGACGUGUAAACAUCGCCACUCGGGGUACUAAGGCGUGAAUCCGGCCACCCACCCUUUUUCGGGUGCCGUGCCGCCCUUAAUGGGUGCUCGCUAACAUCCCUUGCCCCCAACUGUCAGUUUGAAGGCUAUGGGCGGGGGGGGAUCUUUGUCCAUUAAUCUGUGUGCGUGUGGGUGUAAGCUUGGGUGUGCGAGUGUUUACGUUGAUGUGAGUGUGCGCGCGGGUGCGUCUGCACAUGAGUACGUGGGGAGCCGUAGUGCAGCGGUUAGCGCGCUGCGCUACGAAUCCCCGGCGAGCCUGAGUUCGAUUCCCGCUCACGGUUAUCUGAACCGGUCGCGGGCCUCUCCCUAGGU
This is a messenger RNA of Lethenteron reissneri (Far Eastern brook lamprey), 5654 nucleotides long. RefSeq names its product cadherin 2 (gene CDH2). The record is from RefSeq and is a predicted model, not a curated record. NCBI's taxonomy places the organism in Eukaryota, Metazoa, Chordata, Hyperoartia, Petromyzontiformes, Petromyzontidae. Gene Ontology annotation, molecular function: cadherin binding; beta-catenin binding; calcium ion binding. Gene Ontology annotation, biological process: homophilic cell-cell adhesion; cell morphogenesis; cell migration. Gene Ontology annotation, cellular component: presynaptic active zone membrane; catenin complex; apical part of cell.